This is a messenger RNA of Diversispora eburnea, 579 nucleotides long. NCBI's taxonomy places the organism in Eukaryota, Fungi, Glomeromycota, Glomeromycetes, Diversisporales, Diversisporaceae. The record is from the annotation of a GenBank genome assembly.
AUGUCUACUAAACAUAAUCACGCUCUCGAUGAGGAGCUCAAGUUGUACACGAACAACAAAGAACGAGAAAAAUAUGAAAAUUUAGCGGACGUGUAUGCUAUAAUCGUGACCAUGGAACAUUUAGAGAAGGCUUAUGUUAGGGAUUCCGUAAACGCGGCUGAGUUGACUCAAUAUAAAACUGCGAUGAAUUUAGUAAAUGAUUUAAUACCCGAUGUAGAAAAGUUUAUGAAAGAAUAUAAGUUAGAAUGUCCAGCAGCAGUAAAUAGAUUCAAAAUAGGAGUUCCAGCGACUAAAGAACAUUCAAUUGAUAAUGAUCCAAGUACAUCUGCAAAACAUGUUGCCGAAACUGUUUCUGUAUCUGUGGAUGAAAUACAUCCUAUGCUAAGUGAUUUAAUGCAAAGUUUAAAUAAUGUGAACACUUUGCCUGCAGAAUUUGAAGCUAAAAUGAGGAACUGGUUAAUCACUUUAAAUGCUAUGAAAGCGAGCGAUGAAAUCGAUGAAAGUCAAGUGCGACAAUUAUUGUUUGAUUUAGAAAAUGCGCACAAUGCAUUUUAUCGUUCUUUAUCGGACAAAAAUUAA